Molecule: messenger RNA, 5823 nt
Organism: Lymnaea stagnalis (great pond snail)
Lineage: Eukaryota; Metazoa; Mollusca; Gastropoda; Lymnaeidae
Source: the annotation of a GenBank genome assembly
AACCAAUCAAGAAACCUACUUUCGAUUCCGGAAGUCAUUAUAUUUAAUUGCGUUUAGUAAAUAGUAUAAAUAGACCUGCGUUUUGUUUACUAUUCAAGUUUCUAUCUGAUUUUGGUUGAGUGCUUUAAAAAAUGCAGCCAGUUGAAUUUCAAGGUAAGUUAUCGUGUUUAAAUUGAAUGAGAACAAUCAUUGGGCUCUAAUCAACUUCUUAAUCAUUAUAAUGUAGCUAAAUUGCUUAGUAAAUCAGAUGAAAAUGACUUAAACUUGAAAUGAAAAAAAUGUAGUUGUACUUUGUCUUCUUUUCUUUGUCAUUUCAUAAGGGUAAAUCAUACUGAUUGAAGUGAUUCAUAAUCAUAGACUUGUUUUUACUUCUCUUAGUUUAGGUUAGUGUCAAGUUUCAGGCUUAAGACUUGACUUAGAUUUAUAUAGCCGAAUCAUAGGGCUCAUACUCAAAAUCUCAUAGCCCAUCUGAGGCCAUCUCUCUAUUCAGCGCUCUACAUCUACGCUUCAACAUUUUUACUGAACUACUCAUGGUUUUCAUGAUGGCACAUAUCAUGUCGGCUGUGUAAAAAAAGAAGCAGUGCAAACACAUGACAUGUCUGCAAACAUGGGGAGGGGAAAAAGUUGAAAAAGAGAGAAUGUGCCAUUUUAGCAGCUACCUCCUACAGCGAGAAACGAAAAUAGAAAUAAACAAAACGUUUAAAUUUAAUGAAACAAUUUCAGCCAGUACAUUAAUUUCAUGACAAAUGUAGCAACUUUAUACUAGAUAUGUUGCAGGUAGUGUCUACGACCUGCGGUGGCUCGCUUCCCUCAGUACGGUACUUAGGUACCUCAGUACCUGCUGCACUUACACACUGUGGUACAAAAAGUGUAAAAUGACGAAAAACAAUACAAAAUAUUUUUAAAAAAUGAAAACCCAACUUAUAGUUUCAUAGAAUACACUUUUACACACUUUAUUGCAGAUUCCAACAAAAAUAAAAUUCAAAAUUUGUCAUAACAAUAAAUACUAUACAAUACGACACUAUACGAUACUGUAUACCAAUUUCACAAAUUCUGAAAAAUUUAAAUAUUAUACCACCCAAUUAAAUUAUAAUUUGAAACAUUCCAUCCGUGCAUUAAUAUUUUAAAAAUAAAAGUUGACUCUAGUAAUACUCCAAGAAUUUAAGUCUGGCUAAUUUAACAACCAUCAGUGAUUCAUCAGUCAUUAUCAUAUUCAUUUAUUUUAUAUAUAGGACUACCUAAGUGAUUAGUCCAUGCCUAGCUUAAUUAAUCAAUAAAAUAGUCCAUUCCUUAUGAUGUCGAAAAGUACUUGUAAAUCUCCUGUCUUUUCAUGAGGUUUUUAGUGUUGAUCUAUUACAUGCUAAAUGAUGACUACCAUAUUUUUGCGCAUAUAAGAUGCACCCAAAUACAAGAAUUGUGUAAAAAAUAUUUUACAUGAGGCGCAUCCCUAUUUAAGACACACCCAUCUAUAAGACGUGAGUUUUGAGGGUUUGUGUAAACAAAAAUACGUAAGAGGAACGCGGCCAAGCUCUCAGCUGCACUGAGCAAUUCAUAUCCAGUGGUUUUAUUUCCUUUAUCAUAAAUGAAAAUUUAUCCAAUGCUUCUUCACCCAUCGGGUGUAAACAAGGCUUCAUCACCAUUUUUAGGUUAGAUCAAAGAAUUGUCUGAGGCAGGACCGCAGUGUUUAUUUUUUAUUCUUAUCUGCCACCAUGCCAAUAGCGGUUGGGUUGAGUACCUGGUAUCUAGAUUCCAGCAACAAUAAGCGCCAGAAGUAAAGGCAGCUUCAUUGAUUUACUAGGCCAAGCCUUCAGCGAGUGGGAUUAGUAUCGUAUAUAGACCAAUAAAUGCCAGAUGUAUGUGGUUAGCAUAUAUAAACAUGGGAAUAGUCUCUUGUUACCGAUGUAUAUAAAUGAAGCACACCUAAUAAUAAGACGCACACAUAUAUAAGACACACCCUGGGUGCGGGAUAUGUAAAACUUUGUAUAAGACACGUCUUAUAUAAACAAAAAUAGGGUACUUGAGUGGGUUAUUUCAGUUUAUGGGCACUUGAUACCUAACCAUGUAUCUGAGGGAUUCGCUAAAGUUUAUCUGUUCCCCUAUUAACAUUAUGUAUAACAUAAAAUGGCGGAUUUGGAAAUUAAAGCAGUGCUCAACAUGAUCUGUGAAAUCUCUUUACCAUACAAUCAUAAUUUACCAAUCUAAUUAUAAUAUAUCUUUAAAUGCAUUUAUUGUACAAAUGAUACUUUUUGUGAAAUUAUUCAAAUGUUUUGAGGAGAAGUAGUAAAAUAAAUUCUUAAUUCUUUUUAAGCAAGUACAAGUUAGUACAGUAGCACUAGUAAGGCUAUGUAAUUACAUAUAAUUUAUUUUAUUUAGGUCAUAUAUUUAUAUUAUUUAUGUCAUGUGCAUAGUUUUAUGUUAUUCUUGUAAAAUGGUCGCCCAAAAUAAUAUUCUUAGUCUAAAGAGAACUAUGAAGUGUUUCAAUUAAGGCCUGAGUAAUCAGCAAAAAGUACAUCUUAUUUCAAAUUUUAUUUAAUUUUUAUAAUUUAUUAAUUUAAUCUAAUGGAGAUUUGGUUGUAACAUGUAGAAAAUCAUUUUUGAUUUAAACUAUACUCUUUUAAAACUUGUGAUAUUUUUCCAGGUUAUAUUGCAAAAUUUGGCAAGUCAUCAGACAACCUUCGAACCGUAUGUAAAAAAUGUGGUUUCGGUAAGCUCAGGCUAUGACUUAUUUUUAUUUUUUAACGGCCGUUUUUUAUUCCCCCCCCCCCCCAAGUGGUAGAAUCCAUUUCCCCCUCCACUCCCGAGACCUUUGGAGUUGUUUAAUUCUGUAAGUGGUGACCUGCCAGUCAUGGUAUUGGUGUUUGAUUAUGCGUAGAUGCCUCUGGUAUUAAACUUUAAUUUCACUAUAAUGAUUAAAAAAUAAUUAUGAUAAAAUACAAAAUUUUAUAUUCAAACUAUUUGUUUCCAGUUUAAUUUCUGUGAUAACUUGAAUUAGCUCUUAGGGUUGCUAAAUCAAGGAAUAUUUUAACUGAAUUAGCUCUUAGGGGGCUAAAUCAAGGAAUAUGUUAACUGAAGUGUGUUUCAAAAACAUUUUAUUAUUUGAUAAAGCUCUAUUAAAAAAUUGUAUUUUCAGCUGGUCAUUUGACUUAUCAGUGCAGAAAUUUUUUAAAAGCUGAUCCAAGCAAAGAGGUAGUGUUGGAUGUCAGCAGCACUAGUUCAGACUCUGACAAUGAACCAUUUGUAUCACCAUUAACAAACUUAAACCAAGGUAUAGUAUAAUCAGGGUUAAAUCUAAAACUUAAAAAAUGCAAAUUCAGUAUGGCUAUAAUAACUUUUCAAUUAAUUAAUUUUAUUCAUCUCCUAUGACAAAAAACAAAGUAGUUCAAGAUUCAAAUAUGUGUAAUAAGCCAAUGCUAGUUUUAAUGUUGCAGUAGUAUUUAUAUUUGUUCUUUUCACAAUGUAGUUUGACCAAGUUAUUUUAUUGAAUCAUUGGCUUCUGCCAUAAAUCAUUUCCCAUAACCUGUAACUUUUUUUUUUAAAGAUGAGGCUAAAGCAAAUUUUGAAGCUCAGAAGGAGGAAACCCAUAAAAAGAAAAGAUCCAGAAGGUGUGUAAAAAAUUUCCUUUUAUGGUGAACCAGUAUAGCAAUAAGCUCAAAAACUAAGUGUAAUCUCACAUAUAAUUGAUGUCUGCACAGGCUAGUCAUUCAGACCCAAUGGUCAGCACUGAAGAGAUACCACGACCAGAGUCUGUGAAGUAAGACCAGUGAGACUCUGUAAUCAAUUUAGAAAUAUAAUUAAAUUUAUGCUUAUAUUGUAUUUAUCUUCUGUGACCAUUGCAUCAUUAUUAUGAUUGGCAUGAAUUGAACUUGCAGCGCUUAAUUACUUUCUUUGACAUCAGUGAUCCUUGAGAUGUCUGUUUGCUGUGCUCUGUAUAAUGGAGAUCAUACCAACUGAUAUAGAACUUACUUGCUGGCCUUUCACUAUAUACAUAUGCAGUGUUGUUUUGAUAAACCUAAUUAUGAAAGACAUUUCUUUUUAUUAAGUUUAUUGUGCUCAAGUUUCAAAGAUAUUAAAAUAUCCUAUAUGCUGUACAAUGUGUUGCCUUGUAAAAUUAAAAGUAUUACCAAUAUGUGGAAUCAAUAUGGUAAUAGUUAGUUUUUAAUGGCUGGUAUUGUCAAAUUAAAAUUUUAUCUAUGUGUUUUCUAUCUUUAUGUAGUCAUGAAUCAAAAAAAAGAAAACGAAGCAAGUCCAAGAAAGACAUGAAGAAAAAGAAACAUAAAAAAUCCAGAUCCUCUGAUUCAGAGAGUAGCAUAAGUCAUGAAGAAACCAGAAAAACAAAAAAGAAAAAGCACAAACAUAGAACUGAUAAGUCAGACAGCAGUGAUGAAGGUUCAGAUGUCUCCAGCGAUGAGAAUAGUCACAAAAAGGUGAAGAAACACAAGAGAAGAAGGAAACACAGGCAUUCGGAGAAGGUUGAUAGAUCAAAGGGGGAAAAUAAUAAAGCAUACAGUAAUGAGGAUAUCAGUAGCAGCUCUGAUGAAGAUUCAGACUCUGAUAGCAGUAGCAGGGAGACAAGGAAGAAAAAGAAAAAACGAAAACAUAGAUAGAUAAUGAGUUACUAGAUAUGAAAACUUUAUGUGCAUGAAUAUUUUAGCACUGAACCAGUACUCACUUUUUUACAACUUGGCCAUUUUCAUUUACCAAAUGGUUAAAAAAAAAUCACUAUGUCCAAAUGUUAACUUAUGGUAAGUGGAACAGUCCUAACAAUAAUUGCUCAAGUUGUUAUGUCAAGAAAAAAGAUUGUUUUUUAAUGUUAAAGUGUUAAGUAAUGGUGUACCUUUACAAGGGUAGAAAAAAUAUGUACACAUUUUUUAGAACAGAGUGGGAAAAUUCAUGUGCUCUGUAGAAAAUAUUGAGGCACAAUGUGGACCUGGCAAUAUAUAAUUGUUCAUUCCUUUAAUUCUAUAUUUCAGCUUGGAUUCUAAGAUGCUCUUUCUUUUCCAGUAAUAUUUACUGUUUCAAAUCACAUUUAUUGUUUGAUUUGUUUAUGAGCUGAAAUAUUUACAUUAAUGACAUAAGUUGCCUUGUUAUUGGUUACUAGUUUAAAGUAAUUCUGGUUAACCGUUAAUCGGAUUAAAUAUUUCAUUGUUUUUCAAUAGAACAUUCUAAAAUUUCUUGAUGGGUUUAAUCAAUGAUAUUUUUACAUUCUUUUUAAUAAGUAUGAAGCGGAAUGUGGACACAAUGGUAUUGCUACAAAAUAUUCUGUUACAGGACAUAUAUUUGUUGUUUUUUUUUUUUUACUGAUUCAAAGCUAAUAAUUGGAACUGGAGUGAAUUUUUUUUUUAAAUUGAGCAAAUAUAUUCAACUCUGGGAAAUAACCUAUGUAAAUGGUAUUGCUACAAAAUAUUCUGUUACAGGACAUAUAUUUGUUGUUUUUUUUUUUUUUACUGAUUCAAAGCUAAUAAUUGGAACUGGAGUGAUUUUUUUUUUUAAAUUGAGCAAAUAUAUUCAACUCUGGGAAAUAACCUAUGUGGGUGUCAAUGAAUUAUCAAUGAAGUUUUAAGUUUGAAAUGGAUUGGAUUUGAAAGUUUUAUUUCAAAAUGAAUGUUUGGUGGUGCUUUUAGAAAAUUUACUGAUCACAUUUAAGGAAAGGUAAAAAAUUCAAUGUGCCUUUCUCACAUUUUUUUGUUUAGACCCUUAGUUUAUGAAAGUUAUUAAAUGUACCUUAUGUACUGAUACAUAAUAUUUCCCAUAAUGUGGCUGGAAUUUCUUUUAAUGACCUAAUGUCCUGUAAAAAAAAUAAUAAAGAUUAAUAUUUUGACAAAA